This is a messenger RNA of Hydra vulgaris (swiftwater hydra), 3382 nucleotides long. RefSeq names its product trichohyalin. NCBI's taxonomy places the organism in Eukaryota, Metazoa, Cnidaria, Hydrozoa, Anthoathecata, Hydridae. The record is from RefSeq and is a predicted model, not a curated record. Gene Ontology annotation, molecular function: RNA binding; sequence-specific DNA binding. Gene Ontology annotation, cellular component: nucleus. Gene Ontology annotation, biological process: regulation of mRNA processing; regulation of transcription by RNA polymerase II.
AUCAAACCAACCAUAUUGAUAUAAGAGUCUCUUAAAGAUGUCCAACUUAUCCUCUCCGAGUUUUACACUUGAUUCAUUAAAUUCGAUGAAAGUAGUUGACUUAAGACAAGAACUUGAUAAGCGUGGUCUUGAUAAGUCUGGCUUGAAAUCAGAGCUUGUGAAGCGUUUGGAAAAAUCAUUGCUUGAUGAAAGCUCAAUAACAGAUACAGAUGAAGAUAAAAUGGAAGGAGAAAAUGUUCAUGAUGGAAUUUCAGAAUUAAAAGAUGUUCAUAUGGAAUCAGCAGAUAACAAUGAUUUGAUGAAAAGCGAAAGUGAUGAACAUAUUUCUGAAUCUUCUGUUCUUGAUACUAAUAAAUUUCCAAAAGAAGAAAUUGUUGAAGAAAAAAAUCAAGAAAAUGAAGUGGCAAAGAAUAAGUUAAUAAAUACGGAUAACAUAAUUAAGGAUGCAAAAAACGUUUUUUAUGAAGGUGAAGGCAAUAAGUUGUUAAAGAGAGUAGAAAUCAAAACAGAAGCUACAGAAAUGGUCAAUGGGUCACAUAAAGUAAUUGAUCUUGAAAAUGAUGCUGCUUCAAACAAAGUAAUGGGUAAAGAAUCUUUGAAGGAGAUUGCUCAUGAUGAAAUAAAGUCAAGUGAUUAUAAUAAUACUGAAAAGGAUCCCGCUAAUCAUGAAAAUGAUCUUUUAGAAAACAAGAUUGAAAAAACUUCAAAUAUUCUCUCUCCUGUUAACAAUGAUCAAAUCUCAAAAGAAAAUUCAGGGCAGGGCUCUAAACCAAUUAGUAACACUGCUAGUACACCUAGUAAAGAAUCUUCUGAAAUUUCUGAAUCAAGCGAGAAUAAAAAGGACUCGCUUAUAAAAAGUGAUAAUGGUUUGAAACAAAAUGAAGAUAAGAAAACAGAUUUAAGUAAAUGUAUAUGGAUAAGUGGGUUGUCAUCUAUAACAAAAGCUAUUGAUCUUAAAGAUAUAUGCUGUAAAGUUGGAAAAGUUGUUGGAGCUAAGGUGGUGACAAGUGCGAAAUCAACUGGUUCUCAAUGUUUUGGCUUUGUUACUAUGUCAUCCAAUGAUGAAGCAAAAAGAUGCAUAGAAAGUUUGCACAAAUCAACAUUACAUGAUAAUGUUAUUGAAGUAGAAAUGGCCAAAACUGACCCUACUCCACAAAAAAAACCCGUCGAAAAAAAGUCUGAAAAACAAGAUGAUCGCUCUCGAUCUUCUAGACAAUCAAAGACUUAUCGCACAUCCUCUUCAUCAAGAUCAACGAGACGAGAUGAUAGAGGUAGUCGAAGAGAUGAAAGAAAGACACGUGAAACACCUAAAGAAAAAGAGAUUAAAAAGCAAGAGACAACCAUUGAAAGUGAUGAUGUCAAAAAUCCCGACUUAACUACAAAAAAUUCGCUGGGUGAAUUUUCAGAAAAACGUGAAGAAGUCAAGGCUGUUGCUGAAGAGAAUGAUAAGAAGGAUACAAAAUCUGCAGAGCAACUUCGCAAAGAGCGAACUGAGAAAUUAGAGCAGGAACAUAAGUUACGUGAAGAGCGUCGUAGAAAUGAGCGUGAAAAAAAUAGAUUACUCCGAGAAGAGAAACGUAAAGAAGAAGAAAAGCGUGAAAAAGAGCGUCGAGAACGCGCUCGAAAAGAAGCUGAAAGAGUCCGGAAAGAGCGCGAAAAACAGAGAGAGGCAGAAAAAUUACGUGAAAAAGAACGUGAAAGAGAACGAGAGCGUUUUUUGCAAGAAAGAAAAGAACGAGAAGAAAGAGAGCGCCGCGAGCGUGAACGUGAAAGAGAAUUAUUAGAACGUGAGCGCAUUGAACGUGAAAAGCUGGAACGGGAACGUAAAGAGCGAGAACGUCUUGAAUUGGAGCGCAUUGAAAGAGAGAGACAGGAAGAAGAAAGACUAGAAAAGGAACGUUUAGCAAGAAUUGAACGAGAAAAUAGAAUUGAAAAAGAAAGGCAACGUUUAGAGCAAGAACGUCUUGAAAGAGAGAGACGCGAACGAGAUAGAAGUAGAAUUAUUGAUAGAGGUAUUGACAGAAGUAUCGGAAGUAGUAAUAGUUUGAAACGCUCUGCUUACGACGACAGAACUCUUUAUUAUGGGGAUUCAAAGAGAAGUUUAAGGGAAGAUUCGCGAGAUCGUCCUGUUUAUAAUCCUCAGCCAGAUGUCAGACGUGUUGUACAGAGAGCUGAUACAAGAUCUUUUGAUCGCGAUAGAUCUCCUAUAAGAGUAGAAGAGCAAGUUCCAUUGCGUGGCGUUGGAAGACGCGACUGGUUAGAUGUUGAUGUUGAAGCAAAUGCUCCGAAAACACUUUCUGAUGUUCUUGGAAGAGCUGGUUUAACGGGAAUUUUGGGUUAUCAAGCAGAAAAUGAAUCCUAUGAUAUUCGGCCACACAAACAAGUUGAUGAAGAGCAAUAUUAUUUACGUAAUCCUAAUAGAAUUGAUGAUCAUAGUUAUCGUCCUGACUUCAGAGAUUCAAGAGAUGGUAAUAGAGUAAUGCAUUCUACGGAGCGUUUUCAAAAAGAACGUGUUGAACUAUCGGAUAACAGAAUUGAAAUUAAAGGUUUACAAAGAUAUGAUGAACGUCGUAUAGGUGAUUCCAGAAAAGAUAUGGAAAGGCGUGAUAAUCAAAAUAGUUCGGUUUUUAGGGCAAGAAAUGAAGAAAGAGUCUUUCGUACUUCUGAUCCGCCACAAAUGUUAAAUAGCGAUCCAAAAGCCGCUUUUCGAAAUUCGGUAGGAGAUAGGAAUGGCUUUCACCCAGCUUCAUCAGAUCUUGGAGGUAGGGGCUUAUCUGUUAAUCCACCUAGAAUGCUUCCUAUGUCCGAUGUAUUCGGGCGGCCAUUAAAUCAACAAGGAUCAAACACGACUCGUGCAUUACAAACAGGAUAUGUUACUGCCACCAAUGGUCUGCCAUUACACCAAGCCCCACAAAAUGUUAGUUUAAGAGACAAUCGUAUAGAAUAUACACAGCGUGCAAGGCAGCCGCAUUCAGUUAUUCAGAGUAGAAGAUUUUAAUGUUAUAGUAUUGGAUGAUUCAGAUAGCGAGAUUCAUUAAAAUUGAGGGUAUAAAACUAUUAUCAAGUAUUUCUGGAUUAUUAAUGCCACAUAAAAAAUGUAUAUAGGUUUUUAACCAGUUACCAAUUUUACUAAACUAUAAAGCUCCGGUAAUCUCCAGUAGCAUCGGUAUUCUGUGAUAUAUCUCGUAUAAGUGUGUUCAAGUUGCAUGUAGUAUUCGUGAAACGUUACCAUAAAAGAUGGACAUUUCUUUUGCUUUCUACUGCUGAUUUAUGAAGCGAUAUGAGAGAAUAUGUAAUACCAAUUGCCUAUGAGACAUGUAUUUAUUUUCUUUGUUAUGUAAUAUAUAAACCAAAUUUUAAUUUAAUACAAUAACGCUUUGAA